CAAGUUGGAUGUGAGGCUUGUGUUGUGAGCGCUUCCACUAGUGAUUCAAAAUUGUUGAUAUACUGGUACAAACCUCGUUUAAGCGGACUCCUGAAAUACUAGCCACUGCUAACAAACACCGUGGCAUGGGAAACGGAAUAAAUAAGGUUCUGUCAGACCUGUACUUGGGUAACUUCAAAGAUGCCAGAGACAGGGAGCAAUUAGCGAGAAACAACAUCACGCACAUCCUCUCCAUCCAUGACACCGCCGCUCCCAUUUUACAGGAGAUGACUUAUCUUUGCAUCCCAGCAGCAGAUUCGCCCACGCAAAACCUCAUUCAGCAUUUUAAGAAGAGCAUUAUGUUCAUGCACGAGUCCCGACUGAAAGGGGAGGGCUGUCUAGUUCACUGUCUUGCUGGCGUGUCGCGCAGCGUGACGCUGGUGGUGGCGUACGUCAUGACCGUCACUACUCUGGGCUGGCAGGACGCUCUGGCCGCGGUGAAGCUGGCGAGACCCUGUGCUUCACCUAAUGAGGGCUUCCAGACGCAGCUGAAGGAGUUCGAGAGCACUCAACUACAGCAGUUCCGAGAGUGGCUGAAGGAGGAGUACAAGGAAAGCCCCCUGAACGACGAGGAGGAGAUCCGCACUCUCCUGGCCCAGAGUCCCGAGGAGGACCCGCUCCAGGACGCCUGACCUCACUCCUCCACACUCAUCUCACUGCCACAGCUCAUGGUGGUUAUUAUGGCACAGCACUGUUUUACUUAAGGACUCUUUGUGUAAAUAUGCAAGGUUUUAAUGAUUACUACUGAUGUUAAAGGCACAUAAUUGUUCACAGAUAUAUUAUAAAUGUUGAUUUAUA
This is a messenger RNA of Rhinichthys klamathensis goyatoka, 837 nucleotides long. RefSeq names its product dual specificity phosphatase 22b (gene dusp22b). The record is from RefSeq and is a predicted model, not a curated record. Gene Ontology annotation, molecular function: protein tyrosine/serine/threonine phosphatase activity. Gene Ontology annotation, cellular component: cytosol. Lineage: Eukaryota; Metazoa; Chordata; Actinopteri; Cypriniformes; Leuciscidae. The coding region runs from base 126 to 671 and encodes 181 amino acids. Gene Ontology annotation, biological process: regulation of cell population proliferation; positive regulation of JNK cascade; transforming growth factor beta receptor signaling pathway. The transcript is spliced from 7 exons.